This is a messenger RNA of Mugil cephalus (flathead mullet), 6541 nucleotides long. RefSeq names its product growth hormone receptor a (gene ghra). The coding region runs from base 355 to 2223 and encodes 622 amino acids. The transcript is spliced from 10 exons. Gene Ontology annotation, molecular function: protein binding; cytokine receptor activity. Gene Ontology annotation, biological process: cytokine-mediated signaling pathway. Gene Ontology annotation, cellular component: external side of plasma membrane. The record is from RefSeq and is a predicted model, not a curated record. NCBI's taxonomy places the organism in Eukaryota, Metazoa, Chordata, Actinopteri, Mugiliformes, Mugilidae.
CCAUGUGAGACACACACACACACACACACACACACAAACACACACAUACUUUCUCCGUUUCAGCGACAUACUGUGCGCAUUGCUCCAAGUAGGCUGGAUGAUGAACUGAGCGGCAAAUAAGACCCCCCCAAAGAAAAAAAAAUCUCCACCAGGAAAGGCACACACCCGAUUCAGUGAUUGGGUAAUGUGUUAAGUGUUAAUCGGAGAGAUCUUUUUUACUCGGGGCCGAGCAGACUGAAGCGAAGGAGCAGUGCCUGUUGGUGCUUGCGCUGGCCAUCAGAUGACCAACAACUUCUGAAAAGUCGACCCACGCCGUCGUUGCAGAUCUCCUGCUCGGGACUCCGUAACAAAGUCAUGGCCAUCUCGUCCUCCAGUCUCCUGCUCCUACUCAUUAUACCCUCCCUGGAUUGGCUGCCCAGUCCAGCGUCUGCGUUCCUCAUUGACCGGGACCACAUGGCAUCGCCAGCUCCUUCUGAGCCUCAUUUCACUGAGUGCAUAUCAAGGGACCUGGAGACAUUCCGCUGUUGGUGGAGUCCAGGUAUCUACCACAACCUGUCCUCCCCCGGAGCACUCAGAGUCUUCUACCGCAAGAAAGACCCUGCCACCAGUGGAUGGAAGGAAUGUCCGGAGUAUGUGCAUUCAAAUAGGGAGUGCUUCUUUGACGUGAACCACACAUCCAUUUGGAUCCCCUACUGUAUGCAGCUUCGCAGCGAAAACACCACCUACGACGAUGGCUGUUUCACCGUGGAGAAUAUUGUACGUCCUGACCCACCGGUGUCUCUAAACUGGACCUUACUCAAUAUAAGUCCCUCCUGGCUAAGUUAUGAUGUCAUGGUCAACUGGGAGCCACCACCCUCUGCGGACAUUGGGGCAGGCUGGAUGCGUAUCGAGUACGAGAUCCAAUACAGAGAGAGAAAUUCCACCAAAUGGGAAGCAUUGGAUGUCCAGCCACACCCUCAGCGGACAAUCUUCGGCCUGCACAUAGGGAAAGAGUAUGAAGUGCACAUCCGCUGCAGGAUGCCUGCCUUCAUUAAAUUUGGCGAGUUCAGUGACUCCAUCUUCAUUCAAGUGACUGAUGUUCCCGUCCAAGAGUCGACCGUCCCUUUCACACUGGUUCUUGUUUUUGGCAUCGUGGGCGUCCUCAUCCUCCUCAUGCUGAUAGCGCUCUCUCAGCAGCACAGAUUAAUGAUGGUUCUGUUGCCACCUGUUCCCGCACCCAAAAUCAAAGGCAUCGAUUCAGAGCUGUUGAAGAAGGGGAAGCUGGACGAGUUGAACUUCAUCCUGACUGGUGGCGGCAUGGGCGGCCUACCCACCUAUGCGCCAGACUUCUAUCAAGACGAGCCGUGGGUCGAGUUCAUCGAGGUGGAUGCAGAGAAUGCAGAUGGUGAAGAGAAGGGGGAUAGCCGUGGCUCAGACACCCAGAAGCUCCUGGGUGUGCCUCAGUCUAUCAGCCACCACAUGAAUGUAGGGUGCUCCAAUAACGUCAGCUUCCCUGAUGACGACUCGGGCCAGGCAAGAUGCUACAACCCAGAUGUGCCCGAACGAGACACCCUAAUGCUGAUGGCCACUCUUCUGCCAGGUCAGCCCGAGGACGAAGAAGCCUCCUUCGAUGUUACAGAAGGUGCACCAGCGUUGGACGGAGGCGAAAGGUCCCUUGUCCAAACCCAAACGCCAGGGCCACAGACGUGGGUCAACACAGACUUCUACGCCCAAGUCAGCAAUGUGAUGCCCUCUGGGGGUGUUGUGCUGUCUCCUGGUCAGCAGCUCAGAAUCCAAGAGGGCACCUCGGCCACGGAAGAGGAACGGCAGAGGAAGGGAAAAGACAGCGAAGACCAAGAGAAGCAAAAGGAGCUUCAGUUCCAGCUGGUGGUAGUGGAUCCAGAGGGGAAUGGCUACAACCCAGAGAGCAGUGUCCGGCAGAUCAGCACUCCCUUGCCUGGCGAUGGCUACCAAGCCAUACACCCUCAGCCAGUGGAGACGAAACCCGCAGCCCUGACAGAGGAUAAUCAGUCACCUUACAUAAUUCCUGACUCUCCCCAGUCCACGUUCUUUGCCCCUGUUGCAGACUACACAGUUGUACAGGAGUUGGACAGUCACCAUAGUGUGCUCCUCAACCCGCCUCCCCGCCAGUCUCCCCCUCCCUCUCUGCCGCAGCACCCCUCCAAGGCCGCCUUGCCCGUGGGCUACAUUACCCCGGACCUGCUGGGGAAUUUCUCGCCGUGAAAUGACAGUGCCAUCAGAUCUUUAGGUGGAAGGCAGAUUGAGGAAGUCACCUGCAGUCUCCCUGCCUGAUUCCUGCUGGAAACCAAAUACAGUGACUUACAGCGCGCUUGGCGGAUGAACGUGUACAGGUGUCUGUUUGCAGAAGUUGCUGAAAGGGAGACGUGAAAAGCCUACAAGCUAUACUCUUAUCUGUAUUGCAUCUUCUAAAUCGAUUAACAUGAUGCACGAGAGAACGUCCCAAACCAAACGCACCGUUUGCUUUUUGUCCGUCUGCAUCCUCGCAUGACUGAACAAAAGCAUCACGUCAGCGCUUGACUGCCUUAUGUCACUUUACGCCUCUGACUAAUUAUGUUUCGAGCCACAACAUGAAGUCUUAAUCUUUCAAAGCUGUGUCGGUUUAAGAUCGAUGGGAUGAAGAAAAGCACAUUCUAGUCAAAUAGAAGUCAUUGCUGAUGUUGCCACCAUUUGCCUGGCAGGGGAUUGCUGCACCUCACCCUUUAUGUUAUGGGUUUCAUAGUUCGUCAUCUUAUUAGUGCUUAUAUAUAUAUAUAUAUAUAUAUAUAUAUAAAAUAUCCCCACAUUAUACACUGUUAAACACACACAGCUAUGCAGAUAUAACCAUUCCUGGCAUCAUUUUGGCUAAAGCUGUUCAUAUCUUUUCAUAAACAAGUGGCCAAAUUUAGAUUAUAUGAUGCCAAGAUAAUUUUCCCCAAAGCUGCGAGUUUAAUACAAUGAAUUCUUUCAAAUAGCUGAUUGUCCACGCCCAGAUAAAAAAGUAGUCAUGGCAGCGAAUGCCAACAAUAAUAAAUGAAAGCAAGAAGAGUCCCCACAUAUGCUGUUGCUAAUGUGUCUCUUCUUGUCCCUGGUGCAUGUUAAAAGGAGAAAUGGGAAGCGAAAGGAAAUGACUAACUGUAGUAAAGACAUAAAAGGGAAAUCAAACAAUUCCUGGAAUGAAUUGAAUAUCACAGGUCGUUUAUAGCGUUGUUAUAUCAGAUGUUAUCCCAGUGUGCUUUUUUUUUUUCUUUUAACCUGUGGUUAUCUAUUUUCCUAUACUUUUAACAUCAUCACAGAGAACUUGUUAGUUACCACACUGACGUGCAGGAAGGAUUCAUUCAUGCUCAACUCACUGCCACGCUGUGCAGGCUGUACUGUAGGACACAGAGCGCCACCAAGUGCCUUGCUCGAGGGCAUGUUAAUAUAGUUGUUUGCCACAAAGGAAAAGGGUACACACCCACACCUGUUAAUUAAACUGCAUCGCUUUAACAGCAGCCAAAUCUCACAAAUUUACAACUAGCGCUCAUAAGCUGAAACUUUAAUGAUCAAACUUUCUACUAAGGAGUUACAGCCUUCUCACGUUGAGUUUUUAUUGCAGGGACGGCAACUGGAACAAGUUGACAGACUGUGAAAGAUGUAAUUAGCUCACACUUUACACUUCUAUCUGCCAAGUACACAGUGUUAACAAGCUGUGCCUAUGAUAGUGUUAUUAGCCUGCUGUGCUAUGGUACUAUGCUCACUUAGUUAAGAUUUGUGCGUUUAUGCAUCACUCUGUGCAGAGUAGUACUGCUGUGUGUAUCGGACGAAUCAGUGUUAAUCUUCUGUGUGCACUCACGUGGAACCGACACAGUAACAGUGCAUGCACGGUGCGCACACACACACACGCACAACACACGAGAAAGAAGCAUUUGCCUGAAUUACACAUUUCACUUUCCCAUAUUGUCAUAAAACGCUGAAAAUCUUUCGUCAACCAUAAUUUGCAUGUUUCCGAUUGCGCUGGUAAGAAAAAAAGAACAGACCACAAUUUUCAAACCAACAUUUUUUUUUAAUGAGAGUUAGUACUGAAAGCCCUCUAGUUUCAAGUUCUCGUCUGACUGAGGCAAAUAUGAGGAUUUUUUGCACAUACAACAAGCUUACAGUGGACAAUGUGCGCGUGAUUAGGCACGAAUCCCUACUUAUUGUGCUGCAUACAUUCUUUUGAAUAACCAGAUUUAGGGCAUUAUUCGGCAGAAUCUGUUGCUUAAUCAAUUAUUUAGCCUCAUUAGCUUAUUGCGUAAGCUUGUCUAUAGUUCCCUGACAGUGCAGACUUUAUAUAAUGUGAGCGUGAAGAAAGGAGAGGAGAGCUUUUGUCUCCCGUGUUUUCGUCCCAUCAUAAAGACUUGACAAUAUGCCUGUCACAACCACGACAGCAUAGCGUGCUGUGUAUAGUAAGCUGUCUAUACAGAGGCUAAUAGAGGUUGUCUUAUAUCCAUGGUUUUGCGAUACAGCACAAUGAACUUUCAUGUCAACAGCUCAGUGAAUGAAUCAGAGGUUUUGUACACCUAUCACCAUACACAAAACAAAAACACAAUACUUUGCAGCGCAAAGGCAACCCAUUCGGCCUUGCAUUGUGCGUCGUGUCGUACUCAUCCUUUUGGCAUAAAUAGGUUAACGACUCACACAGAAUAGGUCUUUUGUAUCAGACAAUCCCAUCGCAAAGAGAAGAUAGAGAAGGGGCCACAAAAUGACAGUUUUCAAAAAAUGUGAAUCUGAUGAAUAAUGUGCCAUUUCUCUUUUCUUUCUGUCCGUCUCUCUCUCUCUCUCUCUCUUUUUUUCUUUGAAAAGAACCACGUGUUCCAUCGUUGCUGCCUUCUUGUGUGGAUGAUACCAGCAAGCCAAUGCUGUCGCAGAUAUGUCUUAAUAUAUUUACUAGUGCUACAAAAUUACAAGUAUAUAUUUUUAUGUCAUUAAUGUUACCAGUCACAAUAUAUUGCUGCUCGGUACGUGUAUUUUUUCUACAUUCAGCCUUACUGCGGCCAGGUGGGGCAAAGGGUCGUGUUUUUGUGAAAUUAAACCCACAAAUUGGAUGAGACUGAUAUCGACCUGCAGCUCGGCUGUCGGUAGCAUUUCAGCGGGACCGCCUGGUCCCGAAGCCUUUCGCAGUGUUCACACCCAUCCAAAGAUCCUCAGAGGGCUCUCAAUGUUUAUAUGAAGGAAGAUCUGAGAAUGGAAAAAGUACUGUUGAGGUUGUGUUUCAGUUCUGCCAUGGUGACUGUGAAUGUGUGCAAACUGAAAUAUGCAAUGCAAUUGUUAUACAGAGGAAAAGUUGUUUAAAAAAAAAAGUAUUUUUAAAGGUUACAGUUGGAUAGAAAACUUGUGUGUGUGGGGGGGUGCUUUUUUCUUCAAGCUUACUGUACAGAUGUUUACUACAUUGAGUAUUUUUUUUUCUUUUUUGACAGUUUACCACGAGCGCAUUCAUAAUGUAGUAUAUAUCAAAAAAAAAAAAACAAGUGUUAUUUUGUGCUUAUAAAUGUUACAGACACUUUAGAGGAAGCACUUUGUACACACAUGUAUCUGAUGUUUAAAAUAGUAUUUGGGUUUUGUAUCCUUAUGUUUCCUAGUCAGCACAAUACUCGAGACAGCAAGGAACCUUUAGUAUGGAUAAGCUUCGGUUUUGUUUCACAAAGUUUAUAGGAUGUAUUUUACACUAACAGAUUGCUAGAAUGCUGUACUGUAAUGGAGUAUUUAAUAUGUACCAUAAGAUUAAUGGAUAGAUAAAGCAGAUAUAUCCUUAAUGAAGACACGAUAGAGGAAGAGGGGAAUAGUUAAACUGUGACUCUACGUUCUUAUACUUCUCCUGUUAUGUGAUUUCAGCAUUUCAUUAAUGGAAAAAGUGCAUUUAUUAUACAAUGAUGCAUUUCGGUCCCCAGCCUCUUGGUUUUUGCGUCAGUUCAAGGGUGGGUUUUUAUGUCGCUCAGCUAAGUCUGGAAGUAAUCUUGCAAGAAUUUGUGUUGGUUCUUUCUCUUUAUCAGACUCAAGAGCACUGAGCCACACAUUUUUUUGGCUUGUUAAGGAAAUAGUUUAAUUCUUGACUUGAGUACAGCGGUACACAGCCUGUUUUUUUUUUCUGUUGUUUUUUUUUGUUUGUUUGUUUGUUUUGUGUUGUUUUUUUUUUUACACAACGUACAGUGGCUCCGCUCUCUGUUUCUUUCCAUGUGUUAUUUAUUCGUCUGCUCGGAGCCCUCAAAGCACUAUCUGGCCCAAGCUCAUAAAACUGGAAAUAUUCUAAAUGCCAAAAUCGGAAACCUCUGCAUUCAAGUGUGAAAAACACCAUAAUUCAUCGGUUUGCUCUGGCUUCAUUAAUUCAUACGAGCCCAUAUUAUUGUGCUGCGUUCAUGUUAUUCUGUUCUUGGAGCCACUGUCUGUUUGCUGCUGUUUUACUCAGGGCCAAGAACUGUGUUGAUUUGAUAUUGUUUGCUUACCAAUUGAGCCUUUCCGGUGUUGUAUGUGUGAUCAAUAAGCUCGCAACAAGUUACACAAUAAAUAUACAGCAUCUUAUGCAUCA